AUGGCGACCGAGACCGCACCUGUUAAUGGCUUGUACGGGGCAACCCAGUAUGGUCAGCCUGCUGAACUUGCCGCCUCUACCCCCUCUGCACCGACUCAUGCUGCCUCUGCUUCUCAAAGUACGACCGCCUCCGCCACUCAGCAGAAGGCAGACCCUCAAGAGAUCGGCUGGUACUUUGUGGAGCAGUAUUAUACAACUCUAUCUAAGAGCCCAGAAAAGAUUCACCUGUUCUAUUCUAAGAAGUCACAGCUGGUCACGGGCGUCGAAGCUGAGAAAGUUCUUCCUGCUCUUGGGACAAAGGCCAUCAGCGAGAAAAUUAAAGCCCUCGAUCUCCAAGACUGCAAAGUGCGCGUCCUCAACGUCGACUCCCAGGCCUCGUUCAACAAUAUUGUUGUUCAGGUUAUUGGCGAGAUGUCGAACAAGUCGGAACCACAUCAUAAAUUCGUGCAGACCUUUGUCCUUGCCGAACAACCCAAUGGCUACUUCGUCCUGAACGAUAUCUUCCGCUACCUCAGCGAUGAUGAGGAUGAGAUCGUUGAAGAUGAACAACCCCAAGCAGAAGUCCCUGCGGAAGAGCCCCCCACCCCUGUUGCAGGUGUGGCCGAUGUCCCCGCCCAUGCUGAUGAUGUCGUUGCUACCGAUGGCGCUGUCGAGAAGGUUGACGAGAAACUGGAGGAAGAAAAGGUGGAAGAAACCCCAGCAGCAGAGGAACCAGCUGAGGUUAAUGGCGAUGCUGUUCCCUCUCCUGCUGAAAAGGCAGAAGAGGUUACCGAGCCUUCAGGCCCUACAGAGGAGGCUGUCGGCCAAGAAGUCACCGAAUCUGCCGCAACUGAGCAGCCUGCGGAGCCAGAAGCCGUUGCCGUUGAACCGGUACCUGAAGCAGCUGCACCAACCCCGGCUCCUGCCGAGGCACCUCCAGCGAAGAAGACUUGGGCCAGCAUGUUGGGAGGUGGUGUCCAAAAGCCAGCUGUUCCAGCCCUUCCUUUGACUCCUGCCCCACAGCCAAAAGCUCCCCGAACGUCGCAACCUACACAAGCCCCUAAAGCUCAAGCGGAACCUGUACCAGCGACCGCAAAUACAACUUCCAGCACUCCGACCUCGCAGAGCAAUGGCUGGCAGACUGCUGAUCACAGCAAAAAGAGCAACCGACCACCGAACAGAGCCGUCUCAGAGGGGAUCACAAUGGCGUACAUUAAGAACGUGAACGACAAAGUCGAUGCUAGGAUCCUUCGCGAGGUUCUCGAGAAGUACGGCGAGCUCAAAUAUUUCGACGUAUCGCGACCUAGGAAUUGUGCGUUUGUCGAGUUUGCUGAUCCCGCCGGCUACGCUGCUGCUGUUGCUGCGAAUCCCCACGCAGUCGGUACUGAACAGAUCUACGUCGAGGAGCGUCGACCCCGUCCCAAUGCAUACGGCGGCAGCAACGCUAACUUCAAUCGCGGUGGUGGAACCGCGACCCGUGCCCGGGGUGGCAUGCAGGGCGGCCGAUCUGGAAGCCAGACCAACUUUCCCAAGGAUGCCGGACGUGGUAGUGGAUUUCAACGUGGAAAGCCCGGCACGGGUACCGUCACUCCCAAGGGGCGUGGCCAAGGCCAAGCUGCGUGA
This is a messenger RNA of Fonsecaea erecta, 1602 nucleotides long. RefSeq lists its product as hypothetical. Gene Ontology annotation, biological process: protein deubiquitination; ribophagy. Gene Ontology annotation, cellular component: ribonucleoprotein complex; Ubp3-Bre5 deubiquitination complex; cytosol. Gene Ontology annotation, molecular function: mRNA binding. NCBI's taxonomy places the organism in Eukaryota, Fungi, Ascomycota, Eurotiomycetes, Chaetothyriales, Herpotrichiellaceae. The coding region runs from base 1 to 1602 and encodes 533 amino acids. The record is from RefSeq and is a predicted model, not a curated record. The transcript has 3 exons.